Microthlaspi erraticum is the source of this 1347-nucleotide messenger RNA. Lineage: Eukaryota; Viridiplantae; Streptophyta; Magnoliopsida; Brassicales; Brassicaceae. The record is from the annotation of a GenBank genome assembly.
AUGAAGACUAGAGAAACAAAACCAGUGAUCUUUCUCUUUACUUUCCCUUUACAAGGUCACUUAAACCCAAAUUUUCAGCUAGCCAACAUCUUGUUCAACAGAGGCUUCUCCAUCACUGUGAUCCACACUGAGUUUAACUCUCCAAACACUUCCGAUUUCCCUCACUUCACUUUCGUUUCCAUACCCGACGGCUUGUCUGAAUCCGAAGCCAACUAUACCGAUGUCAUCGACCUUCUCCAUGUCCUCAAUUCCAAGUGUGUUGCUCCUUUUGGUGAUUGCUUAAAAAGGCUUUUGUCUGAAGAACCAACUUCUGCUUGUGUGAUUGUUGAUGCUCUUUGGUACUUCACAUACGAUUUAACCGAGAAAUUCGGUAUCCCGAGGAUCAUUAACCGGACGGUUAACCUCUCAGCUUUCGUCGCUUUCUCAAAGUUUCAUGUUUUACGAGAGAAAGGGUAUCUUUCUCUACAAGAGUCUCACGCAGACUCACCGGUUCCUGAGCUUCCGUGUCUUAGAAUGAAAGAUCUUCCAUGGUUCCAGACAGAAGAUCCAAGAUCAGGAGAUAAACUACAGAGAGGUGUGAUGAAGUCACUGAAGUCAUCCUCAGGGAUCGUAUUCAACGUAAUCGAAGAUCUUGAAACAGAGCAGCUUAAAGAAUCCCUCAAAGCAUUCCCGGUUCCAAUGUUCUGUAUCGGACCCUUUCACAGGCGCGUUGCAGCUUCAUCGAAUAGCUUACUUACACAAGACAUGACCUGUCUCUCCUGGCUAGACAAGCAAGAACCAAGAUCCGUAAUCUACGCAAGUCUUGGAAGCAUUGCCUCCAUCGACGAAUCUGAGUUCUUGGAGAUUGCUUGGGGUCUAAGAAACAGCGAGCAGCCUUUUCUAUGGGUGGUAAGACCAGGUUCCAUCAAAGGCACAGAGUGGAUUGAGAUUCUACCUAAAGGGUUCAUCGAGAGCCUCGAGGGUAAAGGUAAAAUCGUGAAAUGGGCACCUCAGAUUGAGGUUUUAGCUCACAGAGCAACAGGUGGUUUCUUGACACACUGUGGAUGGAACUCGACGAUUGAGAGCAUAUGUGAAGCUGUACCGAUGAUAUGCAAACCUUCUUUUGGAGACCAAAGGGUCAAUGCUAGAUACAUCAGCGAUGUUUGGAAGAUCGGUCUGCAUUUGGAGAACAAGACUGAGAGGCUGGUGAUCGAAAACGCUGUUAGAACGCUGUUGACUAGCUCACAAGGAGAAGAGAUCCGCAAGAGGAUCAUGCCGAUGAAGGAAACUGCUGAAAAAUGCCUUAAGCUUGGAGGUUCUUCAUAUCGGAAUCUCGAAAGCUUGAUUGCUUACAUAUUAUCUUUCUAA